CAUAAAUUAUAAUGUAAAAGAAACAUUAUCGAUCUCGAUGAAAUUUGUAAAUUUCAUUACUUAUCUAGUAACCAUAAGAUUGAUUAAUGUUAUCUAUUACAAAUCGGAUGAUGAUAUUAUAUUUAUUGAUCCUGAAUGUACUCCCCAAGCGUCAAAUUUUUCCAGUGAUGGUCGAAAAUGUUUACAUAUUGGUGGAACUGUACCUAUGUCUGGGGGAUGGCCAGGUGGACAAGGUUGCUUGCCUGCAAUAUUAAUGGCCUUGCAAGAUGUUAACAAAAAAAUGGAUUUGCUACCUGGAUAUUAUUUAAGAUUUCACUAUAAUGACAGCAAAUGUAAUCCAGGUUUAGGCACCAGAGUAUUAUAUGAUUUACUCUAUAAUAAACCGACCAAAAUAGCUUUACUAUCUGGGUGUAGUGCUGUUUCAACAACAAUGGGUGAAUCAGCUGCAAUGUGGAAUUUAAUUGUGCUUUCCUACGGUGCAAGUUCUCCCGCUCUAUCGAAUCGCAAACGAUUUCCUACCUUUUUCCGCACCCAUCCAUCCCAAGCGCUGCAUAACCCAACUAGGGUGGUGUUGUUUAAGAAAUACGGCUGGAAAAGAAUCGCCAUUUUGCAAGAGCUACAGGAAUUGUUCACCUCUACCGCCGAAGAUUUGGAGCAUAGGCUCAAAAUGGCUGGAAUGGAGGUCAUGACUCGCCAAAGCUUUAUAUCGGAUCCGGUUGACGCCGUUAAAAAUCUGAAGCGGCAAGACGCCCGAAUUAUAGUGGGGAUAUUUUACGACAAUUACGCUCAGCAAGUCUUCUGCGAGGUUUACAAACAUAAACUAUACGGCAAAAAAUACGUUUGGUUUAUCCUGGGUUGGUAUGCUGAUAAUUGGUUCGAGGACGCGGAGAAGAACACGAAUUGUACAACCGAACAGCUGGUCUUAGCUCUGAAUAAUCAUUUUACCAUAGAGAGUCUCAUGCUUAAUCAAGACGAUACCGUUACGGUGUCCGGAAUGACCGCCAAUACUUUCCUCUCUAAGCUAAAGUCCCAUUUCAAAGCUCGCAAUAUCGAACCCUCAACUGUUUCGGGCUUGGCCGAAGCUCCUCUAGCAUAUGAUGCUGUUUGGGCUCUGGCAUUCGCUUUGAAUAAAACCAUGCGCAAGCUGGAAACACGGCCUGGACCGCGAAUUUACAUGGAGAAUUUUACGUACACUGACGAAUACAUCAGAAAUCUCGUGUACCAAUCCAUGAGUGAUACCAAAUUUUUUGGAGUUUCGGGUUUGCUAACAUUCACAGACAGCGGGGAUCGAAUAGCUUGGACCAUGCUCGAACAAAUGAUUAAUAGAACAUAUCGCAAAUUGGCAUUCUAUCACCAAUAUGAUGAAAAUUUAACCUGGUUAAAGAACGCGACUUGGGAAGGUUCCGGUCCACCGUCUGAUAGGACAACAAUUUUGAAAAAAAUGAUGGUCAUAUCCCAUAAACUUUUUGUUGGCAUAUGCGUCGGGUGCUUCUUAUGCAUAUUACUUUGCGUUUCGUGUUUAGCUUUCAAUCGCUUCUUCAGGAAUAGAAAAAUUAUAUCUCAAUCGGCUCCUUACUUCAAUGAUAUGAUGCUGGUUGGAAACGUCAUGUGUUUAGUUGCCGCUAUGAUGUUCGGUUUGGAUGGAAGAUUAUUCCCGCUUUAUUACGAAAAAAUUUGCCGAGGGAGAUUGUGGUUAUUGAGUUUGGGAUUUUCGUUAGCUUAUGGUUCUCUGUUUACCAAAGUGCUUAAGGUCCAAGCUUUGAAAGCUGCCAUCAAAAAAGAUAAUAAAACUAUUAGUCAAUUGAUCAAACAUAGGCACAAACAAGUCGUCGAUUUCAUAGUAUCCAAAAAGGGGUCGGGUAUCGAAAUUAACUUUUUGGUCGAACCAAGCGAUAAUUGGAAAUACAAUCUUUGUGUACCGACAUUCUUAGCCUUAGACAUACUUUUUCUGAUAAUUUGGAGACUGUUAGACCCCUUAUACAAGUCGCUCAAAGAUUUCCCCAUGAUAGUAAUAGUAAAUCGUGACGAUGAAUUCAAGAUACUGCCUCAGUUAGAAAUUUGUUCCUGCCGUAAACUCGGCAUUUGGUUAUCCAUUUUAUACGGCAUGAAGGGACUGAUAUUGAUAUUCGGACUUUUUUUGAGCUACGAUACGCGUAAAGUGUUUAUCAAACAAAUCAAUGAUUCCAAAUUGGCCGGCGUUGCGAUAUAUAAUAUAGUGAUUUUAUGCGCCAUAACGAUCCCAAUGACUAUACUCAUAGUUAACAAUCACAACGCGAGUUUCGCAUUUGUCGCCAUAAGUUUAUUAGCGUCUACCUUCCUCUCGACAGUUCUCAUAUUUUUCCCGAAGAUUUUUUACAUCUGGAAACGAAAAACGGAUGAAGAAACUCCCGACACUUUGAAAGGUAAUUUGUUGAGCAAAGAUGAAGAAAAUAAGUACCAACAACUUUCCAACGAAAACGACGAAAUUUUGAAACAAAUAUCUGAAAAAGAUGCGCAGAUCCAACGAUUGAGCGAAAUGUUAAAGAAGAAACAAAUGGCCAAAUAAAUGAUAUAUUUUUUAUAAAAAAAAUAUGUAUUAAUCUCGUAUUAUCCCCCCACCCCCAUUAUUUUAUUUUUUUUUAGAAAUCAAGAAAAACUUUUAUUAAUUUUAAUUAUAAAAGUUAAAACAUUUUCGGAUUUGAAAAUUUUUAUGGGAUAUUAUGGAAAACUAAUGCAUGAAAAGUCAAAUUAUACUCCAUAUUUUUUAAAUUUUAUAUUAAAACAUAAAGUGCAAUAUCAUUUUUUUUAAAAAUUCCCUUCAUGAUCUCUUUAAUAUAUAAAAUUAAAUUUAGUUAAAUAUUUUUAUACAUAUUCCAAGAAAAUUUUUAUCCGGUA
Messenger RNA from Gordionus sp. m RMFG-2023, 2874 nucleotides. Its product is annotated as gamma-aminobutyric acid type B receptor subunit 1-like. The transcript is spliced from 17 exons. Bases 38 to 2545 code for a protein of 835 amino acids. The record is from RefSeq and is a predicted model, not a curated record. Gene Ontology annotation, cellular component: G protein-coupled receptor heterodimeric complex; membrane. NCBI's taxonomy places the organism in Eukaryota, Metazoa, Nematomorpha, Gordioida, Chordodea, Parachordodidae. Gene Ontology annotation, biological process: gamma-aminobutyric acid signaling pathway; G protein-coupled receptor signaling pathway. Gene Ontology annotation, molecular function: G protein-coupled GABA receptor activity.